UUCUCUCUUCCUCGUUGAAACGAAUCAGAAGUUGCGAGUGAGUUUGUCAAGUGUGGUCUUCGUGCAGAGAAGCUGCUGCUGAACUUAACACUAUGGGGAAAAUAGAGUGGGCGAUGUGGGCCAAUGAGCAGGCUCUGGCCUCAGGAUUCAUUCUCCUCACUGGAGGCAUUGUGGGGGUGGCUGGGCAGUUCAGAGGCUGGCAGUUUGCUGCAUAUGCAGUAGCUGCUGGAGUGUUUGUGUGCCUUCUUGAGUAUCCCAGAAGCAAAAGGUCAAAGGGAACAAGUAUGGCGAGACCGGGUCAGUACUGUUUCACUGUGUGUGUAAAAGCCUUUGGACCGCUGACGAGGAACUACUAUGUCAGAGCUUUUCUACACGCAGCAGUGUGUGUUCCUGGAGGUUUCAUGCUGGCCACUGUCCUCGGAUGUGUCUGCCUCGGUAUUGCCAGCCUUAUCUACCUUGGAGCAGCUAUCCACGGCGAACAAUGGGUGCCCAUUCUUCCACAUAAGGAGGUUCGAAAGCCAAUGGAAAGCAUGAAGAAUCCUCCUCAGAAUCCACCUCCGAGACCUCCCUUGGAGAUGCGCAGGAAACGAGUAGACGACCUGGAGGGAGCAGCCUAUGACAACCCCAUCCCUGUUGCAGAUGAGUAACCAGUGCGUGUGUCCCGUCCUGUGUUUUUGGCUUCCAUUGACUGCCUGAGAUCCUCAACAAUGAAGUUCUGUGAUUCUGGACAAAGUUUAGUUACCGUUGACUGGACGCCAUGUUCUGUCCACGCCUUUAUACCUCAAUAUACCUCAACCUGCAGGUGAAUGUGUUUUUCAACGAGAGAAUUCAAAGGAUGAUGGGUAAAGUGCAUGCGUCAAUCUAUAUUACAUCAAUCUAUACCGCUUAUCCUUUAGAGCUCUACUUCUCAAAGUGCAGGUAAAGGUAUUGCAGGUAUCUACCAAACAAAUGAUUUGCUCUGGGAAAAUAAAGAACAAAAAAAACAGCUAGACUUUUUAAAUUUGUUUAAUAAAACUUGAUAUCCCACUUCGUUAUUCAAAUUUUAAUGACAUAUGUUACAUAGGGAUUCUCACUUAUGAGCAAAAUUGUAAGAUCAAUAUUGAGAAUAAUCAUAAUUAUUUAUUGGUAACUUUACUUUCAUGUUGUUCUGCAUUCUUGCAAAUCUGGCCUCGGACAAAUUUUACAAAAUUAUUAGGCCUCAAACCUCUGAAACUGGGGAAGCUCUGCUGUGAGGCUUAGUUCAUGCUACAAGAUUGUCAGCCAGAUGCUCUGCUUGCUCUCUACUUAAUCGUCUUAUGAUUGAACGUCUGCUAUAAUAUUCAACCUAGAGAUAUGAAACUGAGCUAAAUUACUUUGCAUUUAAGAAAGUGGUGUCCUGUGCACCUGGCUUGAAAUCUUGCGUCGACGACACUGAUGCAAAUCCCAUCUGACACUGGGUGAGAGGUAGGUUUACACGUUGGCCAUGUCAUCAUCACCCAAACCAUUCACACUUGCAUUCAUACAGGAUGAGUUAAGUGAAUAUCAAGCUUAGUGUUAAACAAAUCAAGUGCCAUAAGUGAUACAUGUUAAUGCUGUAGCUGCUUUAACUCCAACAUAUAAAUGAAGUAAAAAGAGUUUAUGUUGUAUUUUUUUUUUUACUGCUGUGAUAAAAGUGUUUUUCCUCCAACCACCAUAUACUGUAUUUUAAACUGUGUUACAUCCACUGUAUUGCAUUGUAAUGCACAGAUCUAAGAACAAAAUAUUGUCAACUGUAGACAGGAUAUUGGAUUGUGUUUUUAUCCAUUGUAUAUUUUAUUUUUUUGAAGCCAAAUAAUCAAAUUAUUGUCGGACUGUACUCUGUACUGUUUGCUAGGACUAAAGUGACAGGCUGAGUGAAUUCUGUACCUUUUUACAGUCUUGUAAAUAAAUCCAUUGUACCCUCUGAA
This is a messenger RNA of Solea senegalensis (Senegalese sole), 1925 nucleotides long. RefSeq names its product cytochrome b-245 light chain (gene cyba). NCBI's taxonomy places the organism in Eukaryota, Metazoa, Chordata, Actinopteri, Pleuronectiformes, Soleidae. The record is from RefSeq and is a predicted model, not a curated record. Gene Ontology annotation, biological process: superoxide anion generation. Gene Ontology annotation, molecular function: heme binding. Gene Ontology annotation, cellular component: NADPH oxidase complex. The transcript is spliced from 6 exons. The coding region runs from base 93 to 647 and encodes 184 amino acids.